This is a messenger RNA of Sporisorium graminicola, 1719 nucleotides long. RefSeq lists its product as uncharacterized. Lineage: Eukaryota; Fungi; Basidiomycota; Ustilaginomycetes; Ustilaginales; Ustilaginaceae. Bases 1 to 1719 code for a protein of 572 amino acids. The transcript is spliced from 2 exons. The record is from RefSeq and is a predicted model, not a curated record.
AUGGCGACUUCCAUCAUCGCACCGGGCGAGAUCCCGAACGCAACGCCUGAACAGCUCUCGCCCAUCCUACUGCGACUUCUCGAAUGUCCCAAGGAUCUGCUGCCGGACCUAGCAUCGCAGUCUGCUGCCGCCAUUGCUGAUCUUCCCGAAGACGCUCGUCCAGAAUCCUACGAAGGCCUGCUCGAUGUAGCUCGUUUCUGCGUCGAAGAUGAGCCAGGCUGGGAGGUGGAGCGCCGCGCCAAGUUCAUCGGAGGCCAUCCAAGGAUCGGUGCUCCCCUCAAUGCGCCCACGUCCGAGCUAAGCGAAGAGUCUCGCAAGGAACAGAUGAAAGGCGGUCAGGUCGAUCCUGCCACGCUCGAGAGACUAGCAAGACUCAACGCUAUUUAUGAAGCCAAAUAUCCCGGUCUCCGCUUCGUUACCUAUGUUGCUGGUCGUUCACGAGCCGCCGUCGCCGACGAGAUCGCUUCAAUGCUCGGCGAAAAGGCGGCCGCACUCAAGGACGCCAAAGACCUUGCCAAGAGCGAGGUGCGCACGCAAGGUACCGAAGAAUGGCAGGCGGAACUCGACCGGGCCUCGGAUGCGCUGUGGGAGAUUGCGGUCGACCGUGCCGGCAAAUUGAAGGCCGAAGUUAAAGCUGCAACAACCACAAAUGAAGACGGUGAGGAUCCUACUACACUUGCAGCUCGGCCGUCCAAGGCGUCUGCGACAGACUCCACCGCUGAAGCAGGCACCAAGGACGCCGUAGCUGUGCAACAGGAACAAGACUCAGAACCUAUCGGACAGGAUGUUCCCUUCUUAUCACUCGCCUCGUUCCGCAUGCUUGUGCUUUCUUCUCCCGUGCUCGAAUCUUUCUUCAAAUCCGACCUCACCGAAUCCUUCUACUUGGAACCCGUCGAACGUUCGCAGAGCGGCGGCGCCUACGCCUGGCACACCGCGCCAAGUCUGCCGGGAGCCCCGCGCGCCGUGCCCGGGGCCAGCAAGGACAGCAGCUGGGCCACAAGCGAAGCAACCUAUAGUCGCGAUGUCACCACGGGAGCGCGAGGCAAAGUCGUUGGCUUCUUGGGUAAUCUGUUGGGCGAAGAAGGGAAAGCAAAGAUGAAUCAGCUCGCGGAUCAGGUCGGGCAGAGGCUGCAGACGCAUACCGUGACAGGGCCGAGACCGUCGUUUGGACGCAAUUCGACCUUGGAUGGCGGCAAGAUGGAUACGCAGGAGUUGAGGGAGAAGGAGGCAGAGGAGAGGAGGAGGGUGGCCGAGGAGCGGAAAUCUACGCUGGGAAAUCGGCUGUUCAAUGCGUUACGUGCUCCGGCACGGACGCCUUCGACACAGGACCUGAAAGCUGCGGCCGCUUCAUCGGGUACACCAGGCGUCGCAACGCAAAGUGCCGCGUCUACAGCGUCCGAAGCAGAACGAGGACGAACCCUGGAUAAGCAGUCCAAAGUGGACAAGCGAAUCAGUCUCAGGGGAAGCGAUUUGUCUACGGCAGGACCCAAAGCCGCCGCAGAAGCGUUGCGUGCAGCGCAGGAGGCAUUGUUGCAAGAGCGUCCUGCGUUUGUGAUUGACGAGGUGGGCGAAGACGAGGGCGAGGGCGAAGGGGAAGCAGCCGAUGUCGAGGAGCUGGGCGACGUGGUAGAUGAGGCUCAGAGUCAGACGGCCGAAGGACUGUUGAGUGGGAGAGAAGCGCAAAUGGCCAAAGAGCUUCGGUCAGCUCCAGCGCAGUAG